ACAGUCACACCAACUGAUCCCAAAUCGCCGUUAUCAACCAGCUCAGGAAAAUUAAAAAUACAAAUAAAAAUGCGAUAAAGGAGGAAAUCUGUGACAUUUUUUUUUCUUCAUGUCUUUCGAAAUAAGAAUUCCAUUGAGAAAAAGGUGUUUCAGGUAAGCUUAUCUCCUAACCGUUGGCGUUAAGUAGAGAAAAGAAAACGAGACACGGUUCUAAUUUCACGUAUGCUCCCCCCACCUCCCGUUUUCCACAAGGUCGCUGCAUGGAAAGUCGACUUCAGCUGCAGGUUGAAGAUAGGCAAAAACACAUCACUAUCUCUCCUAGUGCUCUUCCGCUUCAUCGACUGGUUAUAUGGCAAUGUGUGUCGCGACCAACGAGUGUUAUCCAGGCAAGGAGUCAGUUUUUAUCAGUUCCCUUAAGUACGUCAGAGUGUAGAGACGCCCCCACCCGUCGCCCGUGCCUCCUGCUGCUGCUGUCACUUCCUGCUUUGUCAGGGGAAGGAAACAACGAGGCAACGAAGAAGAGCAGCACAUCAGUCGCCAAUGUGAGAUCAAAACACAUCAGCCAACAUCUGUAAGACCUUUCAAGAUGCUUCACCAACGGGCAGCAGGCGGCCUCCCUUUUACCCACCUCCUCGUCGCCUGGUGGGUGGUGAGCUUACUGCCGACGCUGGCCACGGGCACCAGAACCGAAACGAUCAAAUCCGACGGGUACGCAGUGAAGGAGUUGAAGGAGCCAUCGAUGCUGCUUUGCCUGACGCCAUUGGAGAGCGGCGCGGACGUCGACGCUAAGCUGAGGUUGGAGGUAGUGCCCAAAGGCCCUAGUGGCGGCAAUCUGUAUCUCGCAGGCAACGUUGACGUGCCCAAAGAACUUCUACAAAGGGUGUCAGGGGCGUCUCUGCUCCGUUACGAGUACACCACCAUAGACCAGAAGGUCGCCCUUAAGGUCACCCUGAACAACGAGGAGCUGCCAUACAAAUCCUUCAAUGACAUGAACAGCGGCAGAUACGCUCUCAACCUUGUCAAGUUUUACAUUCGGGGACACGUGCAGGUGACCUAUGACUGUCGUGACCCUGCCGUCACCACCACCACCGCCGCCACCACCACCACCACCGCCACCACCACCACCACCGCCGCCACCACCACCCCCACUCCCACCUGUACCCCACUGUUAACAGUCGACCCCAACGAGUACAAAAUGAAGGAAUUGAAUGAGCUAUCGAUGGGUAUGUGCCUGACGCCACUGGAGGGCGAUGCGCACAUCGACGCAGAGAUGAAGUUUGAAAUAGUUCGCAGACGCUAUGGAGAAGAGGAUCUGUUCCCCGUUGUCACCGUGGAAGUGCCCAAGGACCGUCUGCAGCAGGUGUCAGGGGCGUCUCUGCUCCGCUACGAGUACACCACCAACGAUCGAAGGGUUGUCCCAGGUACUCAUUUAUCGCCUGGCCUCUACCAGCCAGGUACCCUAACGGUCACCCUGAACAACGAGGUGCUACCCUACACAUCCUACCUGGAGAAUGACAAGGACCAAUACGAGCACAACCUUCUCAAGUUUUACAUAAAGGGGAGAGUGGCGGUGACCAAAGACUGUCCUGAACAAUGCCCCGCACGCCCCACAGAACGGCCAGCUGGAACCCUCAACACCACCAGUACCACGACGAACUCUAACCCUUCACCAUCACCACCACCAACGCCGCCCACCAACAAGACACACAAGGAAGACGAAUCUUGGGUAUAUGUUCUAGGGGCGGCGGGACCCAUGCCGACCCUUGUGCUCCUCGGCCUAAUGACGGUCACCCUCCUGGUAGUGGGUGUCCUGACCUUCAUCAUGUGGCGUCGCAAGAAUAGCGAGACGAGUGAAAGUAAAGUGGAGACCAUAUUCGCUGACGAGCCUUGCUCACCCAGGAGUAUCCCUUUUGAACCUUUUAGCUCGCAUAAAUUACUCGGGGAAGGGAAGGGGACGGGGGUGGUUCAUUCCGCUGAUAUGGGAGAGCGCGGGGAGGAGGAGGAGGAGGACAUUAAUACUACAGAUUAUAGCACCACAGCUCUCCCAGUCACGGAAUACUAUAACAAAGCGUAUCGCCCACCCCCAACAGGGAAACGACUUCCCUGAAUUUGAAGCAGAAUGAGUUCGUUGGGUUCCAUCAGCUUGUAUGCGGAGAGAAAAUAAAAAGUGCCACAUGACAGAAGACAGUUAUUUAGACUUUUAUAAACCUAUCGUAUUGCAUAUCAAUAAUAGAUGCCUCCUAAUAUUAUAACUUAGGAAUAAUUCGAAUAUUUGCAUACACCCUUCCAAUACUACUCAUAUCAGGGGAAAAACGACUCUGAAAAAUCACUGGGCUGAUAUAACCGUCAAAGUAUUCAUUGGGAAACACUAUUUACCUCACCAACA
This is a messenger RNA of Eriocheir sinensis (Chinese mitten crab), 2386 nucleotides long. RefSeq lists its product as uncharacterized. The coding region runs from base 587 to 2107 and encodes 506 amino acids. NCBI's taxonomy places the organism in Eukaryota, Metazoa, Arthropoda, Malacostraca, Decapoda, Varunidae. The transcript is spliced from 10 exons. The record is from RefSeq and is a predicted model, not a curated record.